Rotaria sp. Silwood1 is the source of this 2685-nucleotide messenger RNA. The record is from the annotation of a GenBank genome assembly. NCBI's taxonomy places the organism in Eukaryota, Metazoa, Rotifera, Eurotatoria, Philodinida, Philodinidae.
AUGGACAAUGAUUUUUUACUUGGUGAAAAAGAAUUGAGAGAAAUCAAUCCUCAUAUGAUUUAUUACAUUUUUUUACCGUUGCUUAUAUUUGAUUCGUCUUUUAACAGUCAGUUUUAUGUUAUUCAACCACAAAUUCUAUCGGCUAUACUUCUAGCUGGUCCUGGCGUGUUGAUCUCUAUUAGUAUUGUUGCCGUGGUUGCCGUUUAUAUAUUUCCUUACAAUUGGUCUUGGCUAGUUGCUCUUAUGUUUGGAAGUAUUCUAAGUGCAACAGAUCCUGUUGCUGUUGUGGCAUUAUUACACGAUUCGGGGGCGAGUCGAUGUGAUAGUGCCCAGAAAGUUGUUAUUGAUACUGUUAAAUUCACCAUCGGAGGCUCGGCUUUUGGCUUUGCCUGCGGCAUACUUGCUGUGAUCGUUUUGAAUCGUAUCAAUAAUGAACUCGAAGUCGAAAUUAUAUCGACUUUUGGUCUAGCAUAUUUGAUUUUUUACGUUGCUGACGUUGAACUUGGUGUUUCAGCUGUACUCGCACUGGUAGUAAUGGGACUUUUCAUGGCUAAACAUAAAUAUUGUAUCAGUAGUCGUGUGCAAAUUCCGAUGGUCAAUACCUGGCGUAUCAUUAUCGAUUUUGCCAAUAUUCUUAUUUUUAUGAUUACUGGAAUCAUUCUAGCCCAAUCAUUAGUUGGUACGAAAGCAACUAUUGUUGCACUUGAUUUCGGAUUUUCUAUUGUAUUGUACAUUGCACUACAUGUCGGACGUCUAUUGUCCGUUCUUAUUGUCAGUCCAUUAAUACAUUGGAGUGGUGUGCAUCUAUCUUGGAAAGAGUAUACAAUUUUGACUUGGAGUGGUUUACGAGGAAGUACACCGGAAAGUGAAACCGUUUUAUUACAAGCUCUUAUACACAUGCGAAAACUAACACUGAAUCAACUUCACAAGAUGAAAAAAGAGAAACAAUUUUCUGAUGUUGAUUGGAAUCUGCUCAACGAAUAUUUACCGGAAAAAUUGGUUAAAAAAAUGGAUUCAGAACGAAAAACUAAUGUUUAUCGACGAUUUUCCAUUACAUCGGAUUCAUUUUGCAGUCCAUCGUCAACUACAUGUCCAAUAACUACGAUAACAGAUAUUGAAUCAAAAGAAAUUCCGAACAUACAUGAAAUGGAUUAUGUUCCCAUCAAUGCCAUGCUGAAUCAACAGGAUAUAUCUCACCAAGAUGUUGUAUUGUCCAUGAUCGAUUUUCGACCAGAUGAUAAGGAAAAAAAUGAUAAUUUUCGAAACGAGUUAACUAUUCGUUUUCUCACAGCAUUGUCAGUUGAUUACGAGAAACAAUGGUAUAUUGGAAUGAUUCGUCGACGAACACUCUACAUACUAAUUAAAUCCGUCGAAAACGCCAAACAUCAACAUUCAUUAAAACUUCAUUGGAGAUUGAUUGUCAAAAGUUUUCGCUUGUCAAAAUGGCUGUUAAAUCUCAUGCGAUUCGACUAUAUCGAUUGGAUUACCAAACAAUUUAAUAAAUUAUUGUUUGAUCAUAUCUUUCUCACCAUUGAAUUGAUUCUCGCUUUCUAUUCGGCUCGAACUCGUAUGGAUAAUCUUCGAAUGCAAUUUCCUGAAUUGGCUAGUAUUGAUGAACGAAUAUGGCAUGAAGUUUUCCAAGAAACUCAUUUAUAUCAUGUCACUGCCAUCAGCAUGCUUCUUGAUCUGAAACAAUCAUAUGAAAUUUGUUGGCGAAUUCACAUGACAAAACGAUCUGCUCAAAUGUUACUUAAAUAUGAAUCGAAGACGAUUACUGAAAUUUACGAAACAGGAAUGCUUGGCGAAAAGGAAUAUUCUUAUAUAUUGGGAUUAAUCGAAAAUAAAUUGUUUGAUCUCGAAUUUUAUCGUGUUCGAAUGCCAAAAGGUCAUGUGAAAGCGAUUGAAAAUGCAUUUGACUUAUUGCUACUCUUUAAAUCACUACCAAAUAAUGAAAAAGCACGUUGGCAAACGAUUAUGAAAGCAAAGCAUAGAUGGUUUCAACCGGGCACAAUUCUUCUUCGAAAAGGUCAAAGAGUAUUCAAUGCCUAUCUUAUUGCUCGAGGUAUUGUUCAAUGUAAAGUUGAUACGAUGCCCAUCCAUUACCGAUCGGGCAAUAUUGUGGGUAUUGAUGCCUUAUUCUCACAAAAUUGUGUAGCACAUGCUACUUAUUCUGUUUGUGGUGGACUUGUAGAAGCCUACCGUAUAGAUGCAACAUUAUUGAAUCAACUUUUAAACGAUGAAAAUUUAGCUCCUUCGAUCUAUCGCGAAAUUGCCUUGCAUGUCUUGAGUAAUCACUAUCAGCCACGUUUGAAAUUGAAUCGUCUACAGCUAAAAUUACUUUUGCACAAGCGAGCAAAAUUCUAUUGGAAUCAACCAGAGGAAUCGAUUCACUUUCAAGAAAAUCAACAACUAUUUAUUCUCUCUGGCAAUGUUAUGUAUUUGUCGAAUGGUCAAAAUAGUACCUAUGAUGCGAUCCAACUUCAAACUUUUGAUAAAGAAGCUGAAGUUCUUUUCAAUCGUUCGACUGUAGCCUUUUCAUGGACGGAUGAUGAUGAAGUUUUUUUUGCUAAAGAUACAAAUCUUGCAAUUGAUUUUUCGAUACAAAACCUUGGUUUGAUUUCAAAUGAUCUAUUUUAUUCUGUAUGUUCGGAUGGAAUCACAGAAUCUUCCGAACAACGGCGUUAA